Molecule: messenger RNA, 333 nt
Organism: Paracoccidioides lutzii Pb01
Product: cystathionine gamma-synthase
Exons: 2
Coding region: 1-333 (110 amino acids)
Source: RefSeq, a predicted model, not a curated record
AUGUCUGCGCCGCCAGGAUUGCAAGACCCGUUCCUAUGGCUUUUUUGUGAGGAUCGGGCGACUGUUGGAAAUGUCCUGGGGAAUCUGAAAGGUUGGCUUGGUGUCUGGAGUCUGCGGACGUUGGAAGUCAGUGGUGUGCGGUGCGAAAGUGAGAACGUUGUGAAAUUGGUUUCACGGCUCCAUAGAGCUUUGAAGGGAACGGCACUACCACGAACCGCUUCUGAAAGUGAAGAGUUUGUUAUACAGGCCGUUGUUGACAAGAUACAUGAUGCUAGUCUCCAGAAUGAAACUUGCUCAUUGAAAAAAAAUGAUGAACGGUUUAUGGGCCUGUGA